AUGCAUGGGAAUGUCAUAAACAAAAAGUUCGAGGUGGCGAAGAUGGACCGAAAACAAGAGCAAAACAACGAGAAACAAGUAGUGGAAGAGGAGAUCAAGCAUGUUUUUUCUUUGUAUGAUACGGUAUUCUCUUUCAUUGAAGAGGAGAAGAUAGAACCGAGGAUGCUUGGCUGUCCGAAGAAAGAGAAGAGUUAG
Molecule: messenger RNA, 195 nt
Organism: Dovyalis caffra
Lineage: Eukaryota; Viridiplantae; Streptophyta; Magnoliopsida; Malpighiales; Salicaceae
Source: the annotation of a GenBank genome assembly